Molecule: messenger RNA, 1895 nt
Organism: Staurois parvus
Lineage: Eukaryota; Metazoa; Chordata; Amphibia; Anura; Ranidae
Source: the annotation of a GenBank genome assembly
AUAUUACAGGAUUAUAUAUCUUUUGGUUCAGGAGAACCCACAGCUCACGAGUAUCAUUCCUUUGUGUUAUAUCACAACAACAGUCCCAGGUGGUCAGAACUAUUAAAGCUUCCUAUUCCUGUGGAUAAAUUCAGAGGAGCACAUAUCCGUUUUGAAUUUCGGCAUUGUUCUACAAAAGAAAAGGGCGAGAAAAAAUUAUUUGGCUUUUCCUUCAUACCACUUAUGCAAGAGGAUGGCCGAACGUUUCCAGAUGGCACCCAUGAGCUCAUUGUUCAUAAGUGUGAAGAGAACACAGUUUUCCAGGAUUCCUGCCGCUACCUCAAACUCCCAUUUUUGAAAGGAAAUCAACAUGGAAAUAAUAAUCAAGCAGUUAAAACUACAAAAGAGUCUUUUUGGAUAACCUCAUUCCUUUGUUCAACCAAGCUGACACAAAAUGGGGAUAUGUUGGAUCUACUGAAAUGGCGAAUGCAUCCAGAUAAAAUCCCAGGCUGCUUGUCCAAAUUAAAGGAAAUUGAUGGUUCAGAAAUUGUUAAGUUUCUUCAAGAUACACUGGACACUUUAUUUGGUAUUUUAAAUGAAAGUUCUCAGAAAUAUGCAUCAAAGGUAUUCGAUUGCUUGGUACACAUAAUUAACUUGCUACAGGACAGCAAAUUUCAGCACUUUAAGCCCGUAAUGGACACUUACAUAGAAGGGCAUUUCUCUGGUGCUCUUGCAUAUAGAGACCUCAUAAAAGUGCUGAAAUGGUAUGUGGACCGAAUAAUUGAAGCUGAGAGACAAGAGCAUAUCCAGGAGGUAUUAAAGGCCCAGGAAUACAUCUUCAAAUAUAUCGUUCAGUCUCGAAAGCUGUUUGCUUUUGCAACAGGAGGACAGAAUGAGGAGGAAUUUAGGUGUUCUAUUCAAGAACUUUUGAUGUCUAUCCGCUUUUUCUUAUCCAAAGAAAGCAAGGGAGCUAGUGCUUUAGCCCAGUCGCAGGCUGUGUUUCUGAAUUCUUUCCCAGCUGUUUACUCUGAGCUGCUGAAACUGUUUGAUGUUCGGGAAGUGGCAAAAAUGGUGCAUGAUACCCUGGGCAGUUUGCCAACAGUCAUGCACGCAGAUGAUGCGCUUCAAGAUAUAAAACUUCAGUGUAUUGCUAAAACAGUGGAGAGUGAGCUAUACAGCAAUCCAGAGUCCCGUUUUAUACUCCUCCCCAUCGUCCUCCACCACCUCCACAUGCAUCUGCAGGAGCAUAGAGAUCUUGUAAUGUGCGCACGUAUCCUUAGCAACAUGUUUUGUCUAAGCAAGAAAAACAGCUCAGAAAAGUGUGCCAUGAAGGAAAUUGAUGUGAUUGUUAACAGUCUGCUGGACAUUUUACUGAGGACAAUUUUGGAGAUUACAAGUCGACCUCAGCAGUCAGGCUCAGCAAUGAGGCUACAGUUUCAAGAUGUGACUGGGGAGUUUGUGGCAUCUUUGCUCUCUCUGUUGAGACAAAUGACAGACAGACAUUACCAACAACUUCUUGAGAGCUUCAACACAAAGGACGAGCUAAGGGAUUUUUUGCUGCAGAUCUUUACUGUAUUUCGGAUACUUAUAAGACCCGAAAUGUUUCCUAAAGACUGGACUGUGAUGCGUUUUGUUGCCAACAAUGUUAUUAUUACAACAGUACUGUAUCUUUCGGAUGCAUUGCGGAAGAACUUUUUGAAUGAGGGCUUUGACUAUAAGAUUUGGGAUUCAUACUUUUACCUUGCAGUUAUUUUCAUAAACCAGUCAUGUUUCUGCAGUUGGAAAUGUUUACCCCUUCCAAGAUGAAAAAAGUCCUUGAAAACGAAAUCUGCAAUCACAAGAGAAAGAAGCAGCUAGUAGUGCUAAAGAGUACUAGUAUUAACUUUAAUGGUUUUUCAUAUCAUGGCUUUGUUCUC